Messenger RNA from Soboliphyme baturini, 617 nucleotides. The record is from the annotation of a GenBank genome assembly. Lineage: Eukaryota; Metazoa; Nematoda; Enoplea; Dioctophymatida; Soboliphymatidae.
AUGACGUCCUCUGGUAGAGGCUGGCGAGUGCUUUAUCCAUUUGGCGAAAAAGCGUAUGACAUAUCCGUGACCGAUCAACCAAACCACGAGACUCAGGUGGAUUUGAAUUUCAACUUUCCAUUUUACGGAUUCCGUUUCAAUUACUCAUACGUUACUCCAAACGGUCUACUGAAGUUUAGCACAUCCGACUGGAUCCAGCCACCGUAUACCUUUCCAAACCCGAAUUGGCCGUACAAAAAAGACCCGUCCUUCAUCGCGCCGUUUCUGUCGAGAGCCACCUUUCAGUACGUUGAUGCAACAAGGAUCAGUAACGUGUGGUACCGGACCGUGCAUAGGCAGAAACACUCUUGCAAUCCAGACUCUGCUUUUGCCGCAAGCUGUUUGAUCAGGAAAAGGAAGCAGCCGGGGUAUGUGGAAGAUGAUGCCUUUCUGAACGAAAUUUCUGACGAAAUUGAGCGAGGGAUUAUUGGAGCCAAUACUUUUAACGCACUACACGCACUGGUAGUGACCUGGGAAAGAAUGGCCUUUGGAGGAGCACCAAAAGUAGUCAAGUUGGAAGAUUAUGAAAAGGCGAAGCAAUGGGUAAGCCCUUGCGGUCAGCCAGCAUCCAAAUAAAU